UGUGGGUGUGGCUUAGAAAGGCUUAUAAAAAAGAUUGAACGGUUCGGUUCAGAUUGUUUUACUUCCAUCUACACUGUGAAGUCCAAAUCCAAACUCCAAUUCAAUCCUCUACAAACCCUAACCUUGUUGCUGCACCUGGAUGGCCGAUUCAGCUGCUAAUCAAUCGGUGUCAAAACGCAAGAGAAUGAAACUCUCUCCGGACAAAGACACAGCGGUUGGCAGUACUGACAGAAUCAGCAAUCUACCGAACUCUCUUCUUUGCCACAUCCUUUGUUUUCUUCCUACCAACGAAGCCAUCGUCACAAGCAUUUUAUCGAGCAGGUGGAAGCCACUUUGGACUCUCGUCCCAAAAAUCGAUCUCCACGAUACAUCCAUCAGAGGCCACAGUGUUUCGCCUCUACGCAUACUCUACAGUGUUUUAGCUCAACACACGACACCCAUCCUCUCAAAUUUCACCCUCUCAUGGCAUUCUCCUUGUGACUCUUCCCAUUUUGACAAAUGGAUCGACACCGCCAUAUCGCGUAAUCUCCGGCAAUUCGAUCUCCAUAUUGAGAGUAGACAAGUUUUCGAGCUGCCCCAUGCCGUUUUUCAUUGCAAAACAUUAGUGUCUCUGGAAUUAAGCGGCGAAAUCGAGCUCGAUCCUCCUCCUUCCUUUCAACUCCCAAGCUUAAAGAUUCUGGGUCUGUACGAAAUAUGUUAUACAUCCCACAACUCUUUCUCGGGCCUCUGCUCUGCCUCUGCCUGCCCGAGCCUCGAAGAUUUGGAAGUAGUGAAAGAUGAUAAUUACAUUGUAACUAAUUUUAAAAUAAACGUACCUACUCUGAAACGUUUACAUAUCGAGGUUGUGUCAUGUUUCAAUGAACUCCCUGACUUCAAACUUGAGAUAUAUGCCCCAGUUCUCGAGUACUUCCAUUUUUUUGGCGAUUUGCGCAGCAUCAUUUUCCUUGAAAAACUAGCCAAUUUAGUUGAAGCACGUAUCAAUGUUUCUGCAGAUAACGAUUGGAUUCGUGUGCAGGGCCAGCUGAACCUAUAG
Quercus lobata is the source of this 1033-nucleotide messenger RNA. Its product is annotated as F-box/LRR-repeat protein At3g58900-like. The transcript has a single exon. The record is from RefSeq and is a predicted model, not a curated record. NCBI's taxonomy places the organism in Eukaryota, Viridiplantae, Streptophyta, Magnoliopsida, Fagales, Fagaceae. Gene Ontology annotation, molecular function: protein binding. The coding region runs from base 140 to 1033 and encodes 297 amino acids.